AUGCCGGCUACAACUGCAGGCACUGGUAAUUAUACUUGGAAUCAAACAGGCAUAAUCCUAGCUGAUACGGCAUCUAGUACAAUACCACAGGCAUGUUGUGUCUUUUUACCAGGAAAUGAUACAUUUCAUAUCUGUGGUCACACGCUUAGAUUUGUUCAAAGCUGGGUCACCGGUGGAGCCAGUCGAACUGCAGUGACUAACAACACUGGAAAUCAUAUAGGUUAUAUUAGGUUCAACAAAGAUGAAAACAUGUAUACAAAUGCUCAUGAUAAGAAUUUAGUUCGACGGUACGCUCCGAAUUUUGCAGAUGGUACAGCUGUCGACGAUAGUUAUACACUCUACAUCGCCGAUCAAGACAAUAAUCGAGUGGCAAAACUCGACCAAAAUGCAACUAGUAGUGUUACCUCAAUUAAUACAAAUGGCAUCACUUCGAAACUGUCUGCUCUUCUACUUAACCCAUUUGUAUCGAAUCAAAUUUAUAUUAGUGGCGACACUGGUAACACUGUCUAUCUGUGGACAUUUGUUGCAGCUACUCCGAGUAUAACGAACACGCAAGUCAAUUGUGGUAGUACUCUGCAGGCUCCGAGAAGCAUUGAAAUGUAUGCCUUUGGAAAUUUGUAUGUUGCUGAUCAAAAUAAUUUUCAAGUAGUCACGUACAGUGCCAAUUCAACAAUGGGCACUAUCAUAUUAAGCUUUACUGCUAGACCAAUGGAUCUCGCGUUGAAUUCACAACUCAAUCUGUAUGUACUAUUAGAUAAUGGCAAAUUAUACAAACAUCAAUUAAUUUAA
Molecule: messenger RNA, 789 nt
Organism: Rotaria socialis
Lineage: Eukaryota; Metazoa; Rotifera; Eurotatoria; Philodinida; Philodinidae
Source: the annotation of a GenBank genome assembly